Sphaeroforma arctica JP610 is the source of this 264-nucleotide messenger RNA. RefSeq lists its product as hypothetical. The record is from RefSeq and is a predicted model, not a curated record. The annotation marks the transcript as partial. The transcript has a single exon. Lineage: Eukaryota; Ichthyosporea; Ichthyophonida.
CGCUUUGAGUCUCUGAACAGAUUCGUCCCGUGCAUCCAGCAAGCGCGGGCGGACACUGCAGCGUUGGCGCAGCAAGCAGCGAGCGUUGCACUGCCCAUUGGUGACGGACAGUCACUCGUGCAGUUCAUUGCCGACGCCGAUGCCUGCUAUCAACACACCACACACAUGCGACAGGCACGACAGCAGGCCAUCGACCUGGUGACAUGGUGCUGUGAUGUGUUACGUGACAUGGAGAAUAGCUCAGCAGCCGAGAACACGUUUUAG